Messenger RNA from Penicillium olsonii, 1542 nucleotides. The record is from the annotation of a GenBank genome assembly. Lineage: Eukaryota; Fungi; Ascomycota; Eurotiomycetes; Eurotiales; Aspergillaceae.
AUGACGACGCCAAAUAGAGGAAUCGUGGUUAUCUCCGGAGGCAGUGCAGCGAACAACCUGGUUGACGUGUUCAGCGCGGUCCGCGAGAGUAAAAAUUGCCCACUGAGCUACAUCAUCCCCAUCAGUGACAAUGGAGGAUCAUCAUCUGAGCUGAUCAGAAUCUUUGGGGGGCCUGGGAUCGGCGAUGUUCGAAGCAGAUUGGUGCGCUUGAUCCCCGAUUCACCAGCAAACCCCGAAAGGUCGGCAGUCAAGGCACUAUUCAAUCAUCGACUCCCAGCCGAGGCUAGCCUCGCAGUCCAUGAAUGGCAGUCGAUCGUAGACGGCACAUCCACUCUGUGGACAGCCAUCACCCCCGCCAAAAAAGAGCUGAUACGCUCAUUCUUCAACGUACUGAAUCUGGAAAUCCUGAAGCGUGCGCGACCGCCAUCAUCAACUUUCGACUUUACGUCGGCGAGCGUGGGAAAUCUCUUCUUGACCGCUGCGCGUCUAUUCAGCGGCAGUUUCGAAAGCGCCAUAUAUCUACUGGGAAGUAUCUGCGGUGUUCCGUCAGAUCUUGUGCGCGUGAUCCCAGCUAUCAACUCCAACUUCUCUCACCACAUUUCCGCCUCUUUGGCUGAUGGCACCGUUAUCGUGGGCCAAAACAGCAUAUCCCACCCCAGCGAGGCAACGGCUCUUCAACAUACUCCUGGAUCCAGGCGUCCCAGUUUACUUCUUGCCGACGGAGAUGACAUUGAGUACACAGAUUCCGAAGUCUCAGACCCGUCGAUAUACGAGGAAGACCACCUCCCCGGCUCACUGGCUACUCUUCGCAAUAAGAACAUCAAAUUUAGCAAAACCGAGAACGAAGACUUGAGUUCUCGCAUCACACGCAUCUGGUACAUCAAUCCCUAUGGCCAAGAGAUUCGACCACCCGCAAACCCUCGAGUAUUGGAAGCGAUCAAUGACUCCCAGGCCAUCAUCUAUAGUAUAGGAUCUCUCUAUACUUCAAUCAUUCCCGCGAUAGUCCUGCGCGGCGUGGGAAAAGGAAUCGCCUCCAGUCCAGCUCGACACAAGAUCCUCAUUCUCAACGGUUCAUUAGACCGAGAGACGGGUCCCCCAUCGGCACCGUUCGCGGCCUCAGACUUCGUGGAAGCUAUCGUGAGCGCCGGUGAAGAGAGCCGUGGGCGAGGCUCGAUCAACACACCCAAACAAGAGUGUCAGGGCUCAGCACUGCCAGACACUGCCCAGAAGUCUAGAAGUCUUCCAUACACCGCAUAUAUAACCCACAUCUUGCACCUGGAGGGCCCUGGGACUCCACACGUAGAUCGUGAGCGGCUCACGCACAUGGGUAUCGAGACGCUUCGUCUGUAUGGACGGAAAAUCACAGCUAUGGAUGGCGACAAGGAGGUUGUUGUGGGCAUGCAGUACGAUCCUAAUGCCCUUGUACAGGCUAUUGAGGUUGUACUAGGAAAGAAAGGCGAUGCAAUGAUUCGGGGUGGAAUCGGGAGUGGGCUCAAUAGGCGGAAUACUCUCGAUCCUGCCCCUGCGAGGAGAGACCGUUGA